UUCACUAACAAUAGUGGUGUACUCCUUUGAAAAUAUACUUCAAAUAAUGAUCGCGUCGCUAAGCGUACUUCCAGUUAUCGCGUAAAGUUACUUGCCGUGCACGAUACAUGAACACACACACACAUCCCUCGCAUACCACAAAAACGUUAUUGGGCAGUGCUUGCUUCAGCCACGGCCCGUAUACGUUUUACAAAGCGGUGAGGAUAGGAAACGGUCGCGUCCUACGUUUAGGCAGCUUCUUUCUGACGAAAUUGUGGAGCGAUGCCGACUUGGUUAGCAUCGGGGAACUUCAGCUUUUAUGGAUGGACAGUCGGGGGCCAAAUCAACCUCUGGCAUCUUUACGGCUCUACUUCUUGCCGGAGAACACCCCGGAUGGUCGAAGGGACACGCACGGAGAGGACGAGGUGCUGACGAUAUCCGAGAAGGUGGUAGUCCGUGUUCACGACCUGGUUACCUGGUUAUCACCGACCUUGGAAUGGUCGUGGGGUCGGGAGGUGUCUUAUCCACCGACACCCUCGUCUUCUCCGGAGAACAGCCCGUUGAGGUACGAGAUACCUCAGCCCCAGGUGCUCACCGAUCCUGGAAUCGAUUUCUCGGAUGUCGAGAAGCAACAGAAGGAGUUCGAGAGCAACCAUAACACGAGGAAGACGGAAUGCGGUGCCCAAACGAAAGUGGUCGUGCUAUCGUACCCGAGGUAUUGCCGAUAUCGAGCCCUUCUACGUAGGCUCGAAGGUGCCGAACCGUCCUGGCUUUGCUCGUCCGUAGCAGCCGCCCUCGGCGGGUUCACCGCCACCCCGGGCACCAGGGUGCUCUUCUGCAGGGACACCUUUGACUACCCGGAUCUAGAAACUCACGAACUCCUCUGCAAUCAUUUAGCGCCGAAAUUAAAAGGGCGACCAAGGAGGAAGCGUAAAAAGCGCAGCGCAUCGCCUGGCGAGUCGAGCAACGAAAGCGAAGCCUCAGUUGCGUCUACCUCGAAGAGUGCACCAUCGACGAAUUCGAGCAUGGUGGUGCAGGGCGUUGGUAGGCCACCAUCGUCGGCUGUUCGACGUAGCGAGCGGAAAACAAGCGCGGAGGAGAAGAAGUUCCUGACGGACGUCCAGACUUUCAUGAACUCGCGGGGUACGCCUGUCGGAACGAUGCCACUGCUGGGCUACAGGCAGAUCGACCUCUUCCUGUUUUACACGAAGGUGCAACAGUUGGGUGGUUACGACUCGGUCAGCGCGGGCCGGUUAUGGAAGACCGUCUACGACGAUAUCGGUGGUAACACGGGAUCCACCAGUGCCGCGACAAUCACUCGUCGGCAUUACGAAAGGUUACUGUUGCCUUACGAGAGGUACCAAAAGGGCGACGAUGCAAAAGUUAAAUUGACUCAUGUAAGACGCGCGAAAAGUAACAGCGGGUCCGAAGAGUCCGAGGAGGUGAAGCAAGAACCGGGCGAACCGUAUCCACCGGAAACGCCUCCGCCUAUGGAAACGAACCUUCCCGCUGUAACUUCUCCUCUUCAACCAAUUAUAUCUGCAACGCCCUUCCUUCCGGGUGAGAAACCGAAGACGGAAACUAGCAAGACGUCGUCGUUACGUAGCGUACGAGUGAAACCAGAACGAUUGAAGUCGUUAAACACGAUAAUCGCGAACAGUACGUCGUCGCCCAGCCAGCAAACGAACCAACUGCCAAGCCCGCCACCUUCCUCGAACACGUCGAUCUCGACGCCGAACAGUACACCCUCCACUACGCCGACGAACGGUACCGGAGGUCAGAGCGUUCUAGAGAGGCAAUUGAACAGCCCUCUGAUAUCGCAACAAGUACCACCGUCGUGUUCUCCACCGGGUCUACCGGUCACCACGGUAGCGACAAAUGCCUCUACGGUCGUUACCUUGACUCCGCCACCCGAGAAGGAUAUGAAGGAACUGAAAUUAGACUCUAAACAAACCACCCUGCUGGCACAGGGUAAGGAGAACAUACCGUUAUUCGGUGAGAAGUCUAUAUUCGCCGAGAAGGCGAUAGUGCCUCCUAGAUCGCCAGAGGUGAUCGAUCUCGAGACGGAGAGCGACACUAGUAGGGACAAAAUAAUCAUUCCCAGUUUCAAGAAACGCAAGCUCGAGAUACUUCGCGAGGGUGGUCUCGAAGUCACUGCCGUUGACUUGGACACGCGGCCGAGCGUGAUCCAAAGCAAUCCUCCGGCUCCAGCGACCAUGAAGUCCGAGGAAAAGCCGCCAAUAUCUUAUCCGCUUCCAGUCACGCCUAACUCCAUUCCCAAAUUGAUUUCCGUCACCGUGACACCGGACAUCGGGCACAUGUUGUCGUCGCCCCAAGAGCAUCAGCAUUCUCAUCACCAAGCACGAUUACAGACGCAGAGCAAACCGCCCCCUGUUCAUCACAGUAAUAAUAAUAAUGUAACGACGAAUAAUAAUAACAAGAAUAAUAACGCGGUGAACAGUCGCGUGAUAAAUCUCGGCACUUCAAACAACUCGGCGUUGUUGCAAUUGUACGCGAACGCGAACGUACCACCACCUAGGUCGUCGACGGUGCCUCGUCGAUUCGCGUGGCCGAGUCACCUCAGCCACGACGUCGUUCCACCCAGGGUGACACAGUCCAGGUCGAUAUUCGCACACAACGAAAAGAUGGUUUACGGUGACCCGAAAGAUAUUCUCAUCCCUCCAAAGUAUCGUCCAUCGUUGCAGCGUUUGCAACUCCAGCUGCAACAGAUGCACGUGAACCACGAGUCAACGCACACCGGGGUCCUCGACCUGACCCAGAGGUCGAACGACAAGCCGGUAUUCCCGAGGCCGAGCCUAGAAAUAGUGAAAGUACCUGUAGUGCCGAGGCCUAAUCCGUUGAACUUGGAGAUGAGGAACUCGUCGGCGAUCAAAGAGAAACCAACAGACUACUCGAAACGAAGUACCUUCCCCGGUUACCAGAACGUGCUUGAUGGUCGAACGAUGGCUUCGAACAACCUGGAGAUCACGAUCGUCAGUCCGAAACAGAAACAUAGUCAUAUGAACGGGCCGACGUCGCACAUGCGGGUACCGAGUCCGUCUAGGAACAACGUGGUACCCGCUCAGAGAAGGCAACACGCGAACGGCAAGUAUACGACGAGGAGCGAGCCAGUUUCACCGUACACGCCGAGGAAACCGAGUCACCCCGUUAUACCUAACGUACCUAAUCUGAACCAUUUGAACUGCGUCAAUUCGUAUCCAAGGAUGGCGACGAUGCAACAGCAGAACACCAUCGACAGGAGAAAAAACGCGGAUAUGAGCGGUAGUAGAGAGCAUCAUCAGCAUCAGCACCAGUACCAGCAUCAGCAUCAUCAGCAGCGUCGAAUCAGCGAAGGCGACAAGGCGUUGAUGAAUCAGCAGCAACAACAACAACAACACCAGCAACAGCACCAACCACAGCAACAGCAACCGGAUGUCAGGCAAUCGGAUGCCGGCAGACGGCACAGUGUUCCAAGCAUACCGUCGGGUUUCGUUCCUGCUGUACCGCAAAACAAUCAUCCAGCCUACGUUCCCCAACUGCCAAACACACCCGGCAAGUUCCUACCGAUUCUUGACCCAAUGUACUAUUCCGCCUUCUACAACGGUUUGUUCCCGCCGCCGCCGAUUCCGCCCACGGCUGCUACCUCCGCCUUUCUACCGCCAGAGUUCAGCGCGUACUACAAAGAACUACUUGCUUCCUCGCAACCAAGACUGGGGAUGACGGGACAGCAUCAGCCGGCUGUACCGACGUCUAAAUAGACAAUUGUGCGAUCUCAUGCGUGUUUUAGGGUGUCCACCUCUGCGUUUUAGCCAAGUAACGGUGGUUUAAUUACACAAUUUCUAAAGACAUAAGAUCCGUCGGAUUUCCUCGCUACGAAUUCGUAUUUUCCGAGGACUUGUUCGUUCUUGCGUCGAGACGGAUCGGUGAAACGACACGAGUGGAUCCUCCGUGUAUUUACGUGAUCGUUUUAAGGAUCUUUCGGUUUGAAUCUUUAAUCCUUGCGCACCGUUCGGGUCAAACAUUUAAUCUACCAGAAAUCUAUUAACACGUUCGCUACUCUAGCACCCGAUACCGAGUGUGCUGAUUUUAAUUCAAAGGUCUUUUUUUGUGAUACGAGUGUAAGAAACAUUUGAGCGGUACCCAAGGGUUAAUCGAAUUCCAAUGAAAUUCGAUUAGCGUACACGCGCAUAUCUGACUACGCUGUCGCCUAUGCUGUUUUUCUAGUUUCGUAGGUUUCUUUUUGUUCUUGUGUUAUUUUUUGAUACUAUCGCGACAGUGUUUGUUCUUUUUUUUCUUUUUUUUUUUUUUUGUUUCACAUUCCUAGUAGCUGCAAUAGAGGCACGUGCUCUGUUAUGUAUCAUCGACAUCAGGCGCUAAAUUUUGUUCAACUGUAUCAUUCUUGCGGCUAAUUGACAUGCCCAUGGAAAUUAGUCAGCCUCCUGGGUGAAAAAUCGUCGACCCGGCAGUAUGUGAUCACGACUAAUGCACCGCUGAUUCUAAGUCAAUGUUUAUUGCAACAAUAUUGAUAUCCAUUCAGUAUUCAAUUUCUCUUCGAUUUCAUUCACAGUUUAUAUACAGGGGGUUGGGUUAGGGAUGGGCAUAUUUGAGGAGGUGGUGGUCGAGAUUAUCCCGAACAAUUUUCUCCUUUAUCAAAAUUUUCUGUGAGUCUUAGUUUUUGAAUUAUUAUUGAAAAACAUCGAGUGAUCAAAGGCGUGUGCCAUUCGCGCUGUGAUUGAUCAAUGUUUUUUCACUAAUAACUCGGAAACCAAAUCUUUUCGAGAAUUUUGGUAAAGAAGAAAAUUGUUCAGGAUAAUCCCCUUCAAAGGACACCCACCCAGAACCGAACUCCGUGCAUACAAGAAAAAGUACACUGAUUGUCGUUGCGUGCUACUGCUGCCGUGAUUAUGCAAUAAAUUAGGUGAUAAUUUUUUAUACGUAACAAUAAUACACGAUGCUUCGUCGUAAGUCGAAACGAACGAGCGACUUUUUUCGCGUGUAACUUUCGUUCUUUUCUUUCUUUUUUUUUUUAUAUACAUUUCGAAGAGAGAUAUUCGACGCUGUUAGAGAGAAUAAAAAAAAACAAUGAACGUACUAAAGCACUGUGAUAACGAUCAAGAAAAAAAGGGAAGAAUACAGUUGACUUCUUUUUUUUCAUACGUAAAGGAAAAAAUACGACUUUUUUUCUACGUUUGUUCUUCACGAACCUUACGCGUAUAGCCGCAACGUCGAAUACAAGGGAAUAAUCGAAUCGAAAUAAUAAUUUUUUUUUUAUAUUUCUUUGUUUUUUAAUUUUUAAAAAAAGUCUACGAGAGAAGUUGAUCCGUUUCACCGUCGUAGGUCAGAAUUCCUUCGUUUCGAACGUGCGAUGUGAUAACUAAAAUAAAAAUAUAUAUAUAUACAUAAAGAAUAAAUAAAUAAAGAAAAUAUAUAUAUGUAUAUGUGUAUAUGCGAGAUCUUUAGCCGACGGAUCGUAAAAACGUAUAAUUGUUUAUUGUAUAACGAUCACACAAUUCUUACGUAGUAAUGAUCGCGAAAACCCUAAUUCUAUUGUAAUAAGUUUAGUUAAAACAAUCAACAAAAAACCAUUUUCAUCGUACCAACACGUACAUACACCACUACAAGAAAAGUACACACUGAUCUUUAGUAGUCAGCUGUUAAACGAAAUAAGUGCACGCAGAAAAAAAAAACGGUGUAAUAGCAACGAGACACAUUGUACAUAAUGUAUAUAAUCAACGUAUUCGUUAAGCUAGAUAAAUCCACCCCCACACACCCUCAACACACCCUUACUACGAAUUCCUCUUGCAUUAUAUCUUUCAACAUUACGAUAAAGAAAAGCGUUUAAGAUUUAGUGAAAUGUGUACAGGCUGUCUUAUUUGAAUGGCCAACGAUGAUCGCAUUGCUGAGUCAAGUUUCUUGAGGUGCAAACUUGAUAUUUUCUACCAAUAUUUCUAAGACACCUUGUACAUUCAAUCUUCCUUAGGUAGAUUGGGACAUUUACAUCCAAGUAUAAUUUUUGCACUGUUUAAUUUUUCAAAAAAUCAAGUGUUUCUUUUUUUUUAAACUAUCUGCAUCUAAUAUAGAGGGUGUUUCAUUUGUCAUCACCUUGAGUAUCUCUGUUGUUGUUGAACGUAUUAAAAAUAUUAUUAGUAACAAUUAUAUGAUUCUAAGAGGUACGCGAAGUGUUAUAAAACUACAAAGAUAUUCAAAGUGACCACCAUAAAUAAAACCCUUGCGAAUAAAAGAUUUCUUUUUCUAAACAGUGAUCGAACAUCGUUGGCCAUCGACGAUUCUGGUAUGAAAUAAAUAAGAAAACUAAAAAUGACGUGAGAGAAGAAACACCGAUGGGUGUAUCGAUGUUAAGCGUAGACAUAUUCAUAGAAUUUGUUCGUUUUAGGAUACUCUGAUAACAGGAAAAUCACAAAAAUAAAAUGUCAGAUAACGUUUCAAGCAUUCGUAAUCCUAAGACGUGUACAAGAGUGUGAAAGAUGGGAGGAGAUCCUUCGCUGGGAUCGUUCUUAGUAAAAUCAGAUUUCUAAUAUCGAUGUCUUUCAAAAAAAAUAAGUUGUUCAUGUUUGGAGGUUCAUUUACGAAAGAAAAAGAAGAGAAAGAAAGGGAGAGGAACGUGUGUGUGAAGUGUAGAGUUGUUUGCUAACUUAUGAUCGCGGUUUUUCAUAAAGAGCUCCUCACCCGGCGCGUUCAAAAAUUUCAAGUUAAUUUAAUUUUUCAUUUGAAUUUUUGGUGCUGAUACCAGGCAUUUGCGUCAUUCUUAAUUAGAAAUAUUAUUGAUAUUCAUAUCAUUAUUAAUAGUAUUUGUAUUCAUUUCAACGCGUUAAUUUGAUCGUUUCAAUAUGAAAGAAGAAAAAUGAUUGAUUACAGAAAAAUUUCUUUUUCUUUUCUUUUCAAAUAUUCCAUCGAUCGUAUGGUGCUAUGUUGUAAAAUAUAUCUAACGAAGCUUUUCCGUUUUAUUUUUGUGCUUUUACUUUCGUUGACAAAAGAAAAACCGUCGGGAAUCAGCGGAGACCGUGAACGAUACGAAAGAACUACGAUCUUAAGGUGUAGAUCAUCACGUCCAAGUCUGAUGAAUCGUAAAAGAAAAAAAGACUUCUGAUUUUAAAACGUAUGCGUGUAAACGUCGUGGUUCGUUGUGUGAAAAUCGCGGGAAAAAGGAAGAGUUUCUUUUUCUCUUCGAAACGCGGCAAAGACGAACGAAAAAAAAAAGGGUGGAAGACAACAAAGUGAAGGGCUUGUGCGAGAAUACGUGCCAUAAAACUGCUUAGAUAGUGACUUUGAAAAUCGAACGAUAACGAUGGUCGUUUGUAUGUGCUUUUAAACGAGCCCUUUAUCGACUAGAAGAGACUCUAAUAAUGUGUAGUAAAAAAAUUUCAGCGAGAAAUGAAACAAAAAAAAAAAGAAAAAAAGAAAGAAAGCAACCAUCGCAAGUGCAAAAUUCCAAUACGGAAGUUUUAAUUUCUUUUUUUUUUGUUUUGUUACCGUGAAUUGUUUAUUUUGACGUCGAAAAUAGAGCGAAGUAUAUUGGACGAAAUGAGUGUGAACGAGUGUACGUGUACGGAUGCGCGACUGUGUAAGAAAAAAAAGUAAUUACAGAAUGAUUAAUAUUCGAUGAAAGAAAGAAAAAGUUUAUGUUCGUUUAUUUUUUCUUUUGUUCUUCUUUGUGCGAGUUUCUCUUCAUUUUUUGUACGUAUAGAAGUGACUUUUUAGCGUAACCUUCGUUUCCCGAUUUAAUGAUAAUGAUAAUAAUAAUAAUAAUGAUAAUAAUAAUGAUUAUUAUUACGAUACAAAUAUUUUUUAUUAUAUGGGCAUUUCAGUUCCUAACAUUGGAAAUAAAACAUCUACUAUGAA
Molecule: messenger RNA, 7839 nt
Organism: Osmia bicornis bicornis
Lineage: Eukaryota; Metazoa; Arthropoda; Insecta; Hymenoptera; Megachilidae
Exons: 7
Coding region: 108-3737 (1209 amino acids)
Biological process (GO): regulation of transcription by RNA polymerase II
Cellular component (GO): nucleus
Molecular function (GO): transcription cis-regulatory region binding
Source: RefSeq, a predicted model, not a curated record